GUCACUGAUCCAGCUAUGGAGACAGCUGCAGAUCUUCGGGACAUAGCCUCGUUAACUCUGAAGUUUGAGUUUAACCCGAAGCUGGGGAUUGAUAAUCCUGUCCUCUCCCUGGCUGAAGAACAAGACCUCUCUGAUCCCUGGAGCCUGAAGCGGCCUCGCUUCUGUCUGCUGAGCAAAGAGGAUGGCAGGAGCUUUGGCUUCCACCUGCGGCCAGAGCUGGGUGGGGCUGGCCACGUGGUGUGCAGGGUGCAGCCAGGCUCCUCAGCCCAGCGCCAGGGUCUUCGGGAGGGGGACCGCAUCCUGGGGGUCAACAGCCAUGACGUGGAGCACGAAGACUAUGCAGUGGUGGUCCGUCGUAUCCGGGCCAGCGGGCCCCGCGUAUUGCUGAUGGUUUGGGCACGGCAGGUGCAUGACGUGGCCCGAGCUCAGCAGGGGAACGCUGCACACCACUGUCCUAUCCUCGGCCCAGGGGUCCGGCCCCGGCUGUGUCACAUAAUGAAAGAUGAGGGUGGCUUUGGCUUCAGUGUCACUCAUGGAAAGCAGGGUCCUUUCUGGUUGGUGCUAAGUACUGGGGGAGCAGCUGAGCGGGCAGGGGUACCUCCUGGGGCCCGACUGCUAGAAGUGAAUGGGGUCAAUGUGGAGAAGUACACUCAUCACCAACUCAGCAGGAAGCUUUGGCAGAGUGGACAGCAGGUGACCCUGCUGGUGGCAGGGCCAGAGGUGGAGGAACAGUGUCGCCAGCUAGGAAUGCCCCUGGCUGCGCCCCUGGCAGAGGGCUGUGCACUGCCUGCCAAGCCCCGCUGUCUGCACCUAGAGAAAGGGCCCAAGGGCUUCGGGUUCCUGCUCCGGGAGGAGAAGGGCCUUGGCGGUCGCCUUGGACAGUUCCUACGGGAGGUGGAGCCAGGACUGCCAGCCGAGAAGGCCGGGAUGCAGGCUGGGGACCGGCUGGUGGCUGUGGCCGGGGAGAGUGUGGAGGGGCUGGGCCAUGAAGAAACGGUGUCCAGGAUCCGGGCGCAGGGUGCCUGCGUCUCCCUCACCGUCAUCGAUCCUGAGGCUGACCGCUUCUUCAGCAUGGUUCGCCUCUCCCCGCUCCUGUUUUUGGAGAGCACAGAGGCUCCUGCCUCUCCCCAGGACAUCGUCUCAGCCCCUCUGGUUGAGGUCAGGGACCCAGCAGCUGAAGACACAGCUGUGGCUCCUGUCCUUCCUGGUCCCCGCCAGUGCCUUCUCUACCCUGGGCCUGGCGGUGGCUAUGGUUUCCGGCUCAGCUGUGUGGCCAGUGGCCCUGAUAUCUUCAUCUCCCAGGUGACCCCAGGAGGCUCAGCUGCCCAGGCAGGGCUGCAGAUGGGCGAUGUGGUUCUGGAGGUGAAUGGGUGUCCUGUGGGUGGAGAGAAUGACCCAGAAAGGCUUCAGCAGCUGGCUGAGGCUGAGCCACCCCUCUGCCUGAAGCUAGUGGCCAGGUCUCAGCAAGGCUUGGAAGACUGGAUUCUCCUAGGGUCUGGAGAGAAUUGGGCUCUGGCCUCAGAUCUGCUGUAGAGCAAUCCUGCUUGCAACAGAUCUACCCAGGAGAAUGUCUUCACUCUCCAUCCUGAGGAGCUGCUGUCAUUAAGCCAAAAGCUAGAGCCAAAAGCUGGAGCUCCAGGAUUCUGGAUGCCUCCAAUCACAGGACAACCCACAGUGUCUCUCUGUUCGCAUGGACCUACCUCCCACAGAGGGUGUGGCCAGAGUCUUCAGGCAGACCCAUGCGGGAGUCUGUUCCCAGCUGACCCUCCCCUCUGGCUCCAGAGGAGGUCACCUGGGAGCUGUGGGGAAGUUGUGCCCCAAGGAUGUGGUUGUGCCUGAGAAGGGUAGGCCAUGGGGCUGGCCAGGAUUGAAGCCACCUGGAACUUGCCCUAGGCCUGCUCAGGACUCUGGACCUGCUGCAAGAGCUUGGAGACCAGCUCUCCCUUCCCUCUGGUGCUGGUCACUAUAGCAUCUGAUGUUAUACAAAUGGCUUUUCCUGACAAA
This is a messenger RNA of Choloepus didactylus (southern two-toed sloth), 2004 nucleotides long. It is a transcript of the gene NHERF4, whose product is annotated as PDZ domain containing 3. The transcript is spliced from 11 exons. The record is from RefSeq and is a predicted model, not a curated record. Gene Ontology annotation, cellular component: apical plasma membrane. NCBI's taxonomy places the organism in Eukaryota, Metazoa, Chordata, Mammalia, Pilosa, Megalonychidae. Gene Ontology annotation, molecular function: protein-membrane adaptor activity; signaling receptor binding. Gene Ontology annotation, biological process: protein localization to plasma membrane. The coding region runs from base 16 to 1533 and encodes 505 amino acids.